AUUAUACACAUAUGUAUGAGAGCAUGUGUGUGUGUGUAUGAGCCACCUGCUGCUGCUACUGCCUGGGUCACUUAGCUAUAACACGAACAACAAAAACUUUAAAGCAAACAUCAUCUCUUCAUACAUCAGCAGUGCUGCUGCUGCUGCUUCAAGCUGCCCCGGUGACAACGGACAACGAAGGGCAGGCUCUGCCCUAGGUUGACGGCGACGACGACGGCAGCGAUACAAACAGAACAAUAGAACCGGCAGCAGCCUCAGCAACAACAACAGCAAAAAUAUGAAUGCCAGCCUCAUAUAUGAGAUACUCAUGUAUUUGAACUCGUUCUAUUUUGGCAUGUACGCCGCCUUCGAGGUGGGCGUGGGCGUGCUAAAGGCAAUCAAUCUGAAUUAUGGCGAAAACGUUCUGUCACGUGAGGCAACGAUUCUGCUCUCGUUGUGCAUCAUCGAAACGCUGCGCAUUGUCUUCGGCCGCAAAAGCAGCCUCAGCGAUCGUGGCUGGCAAGCAACCGCAUCCGUAAUAUUAACACUGCCCAGUCUUGGUAUUGUCACCUAUUUAUGUUGUUUUCAAACUUAUGUUCUUAAACUCGAAAUUAUUCUGAGUGCCUUAAUGAUCACCCUACAAGGUGCUGAACUAGUCUACGCCAGCAUAUUCAUUUGUACAAUGUGUCGACCCGUUACAUACACCUAGCAGUUGGUCAACGUUGCCACGUCGAUGUCCAUGGCCAAGCCAACGGCAGCAUUGCUUGAACCGCGAAUGCGACUGGCAGUUGCUGCUGGGGAUGGAGCAAUACGACGACGACAACGCAUCAUUUGGUAUAAUUACGUCAGGCAGUUUACAUUUAAGUUGAGCGAUUUUGAUGUAGGCUAAGCCGCCAAACUACACGCACACACACAGUCACAAUACACACACACACACAUAGCCAACGACUUUAAGGAACUACAACACUUAUCGAAGAGGUCUAUGUGGAAGACAAGAUAUUAUAGAAGAACAACCGCAAAUACGCUGGCGUAUUCCUUCAGUCAGUCCUCGCAGCACAAAAUACCGAAAGGCAACAAAAAUCACUUGGAUCCAUGGAGGAGCUGAGCAAACGAUUUACUA
Messenger RNA from Drosophila hydei, 1099 nucleotides. RefSeq lists its product as uncharacterized. Bases 278 to 688 code for a protein of 136 amino acids. Gene Ontology annotation, cellular component: ciliary transition zone. The transcript is spliced from 2 exons. NCBI's taxonomy places the organism in Eukaryota, Metazoa, Arthropoda, Insecta, Diptera, Drosophilidae. Gene Ontology annotation, biological process: non-motile cilium assembly. The record is from RefSeq and is a predicted model, not a curated record.